AUCAAUUUCAAUCAGUCAUCUAAGAAAUUUAAGUUGGUAAGAAAAAUGGCGGUAGCGAGAGCAAUGUUGUGAAAUACUCAAAUGAAAUGGAUUCUGCUGAAAAAUUUUAUUUUUAUUUUUGGCUUUAACAGAAAAGUAUUCUUUUUGUAAUAUGAGAAUCAAGUUUGGUCAUUUUAAUUCAUGGUUUCUUCUUUAUGAGUGGGAAAAGAAGAAAAUCAGCUGAAGCCGUCUACUUUUGUCGUGUUAGUCUACGCUUUGUAACAGAACUGAAACAUUCUCAAGUCAAAAUUCACUCUCGGAACUCACGUCGGUACUCGCAGUAUUUUUAAACCGAGAUAUAUAUUUCUUUAGUGAUGUCUAGUCCUGUCAAAAACCGUUUUAAAAUUACGUCCCUUAUUUAUUAUUAAUAGGUUUUAUCCCGGGUGUGAUUUCACGUGUACAUAAAAACAUUUGAAACGGCCGUUUUGAAAUGAUCGAUAACACCGAUGCAGAUUUGACACCUUCACUAUUAUAAGAAAUAAAGUGUUUCAGUUUGAUAAUUGUACGUGGAAAUAACAAAAUGUCUGUACAUCGCGAGUUACAAAAGUUCAAUUCGAGUCCCAACUUGAGUGCGGAAGUCGCGCCCAUUCUGUUCAGGGACUGGGAAGACAUAACGCAGGAUUUUUUCGACAACAUAAAAGUUCUGAAGUUGGGCGAGUUACUCCACGACGAGUUGUUCGGACUGUUCGAGGCCAUGUCUGCGAUUGAAAUGAUGGAUCCGAAGAUGGAUGCUGGUAUGUUAUGCAAUAGGCUCAAAAAGUCUUCACCGGAUAAAUUCGACACAAAGCUCAAAUUCAGAAAUUUCUCCGUGGGCGAGCAAAUCGGGAUUAUCGACACCACUUGGGCCUGUAUGGUGUCCUGGUUGGACGGCCAUUCUCUGGCGCAGACGGUGUUCACCAACUGCUACCUCUACAAUCCGCACUUGCUCUGUGAGAAAUCGCUGAAGGCGUUUUGUAUAGCUAUUUAUAAACUGAUCGAUAUAAUCCGAGAUUUUGUCAAUAGAGGGCUUGUCUUUGAAGAGGAAGAUAUUCAGCCUAUGAUAUACGGCUACAGGCUUCAUCCGGACGUUUCCGAAGCGAAAACUGUCUCUAUGCUCAAGGAAGUAGAAGAUGAGAUGAUUAAGAAGAAAAAAGCGCAAGCCGCCAAUGAAGAUGAUCAAGGUGAAGAAGAAGAUUUGAGUCCUGUAAUCCUUCGCAUUCGUUUCAUCAGGAUUUUCUUACAGGCCUUAAUGGAGCUGUCAAAAAAAGAGGUGACUCCUGCAGGAGUGGCCGAAUGUGGAAAACUGCUUUCUCUCUGUUCUGACCAGAUUCCCGCGCUUAUUGAAUCGAAUAGCAAAUCUUGCCCUCCGGCCUAUGUUUCGGAAGUUCACGGUCCUGUUAUGAUUGGAUUUGACCCUUUAUUCAACCAAAGGCUCCUGCCGCCCACCUUUCCCCGAUACACGCAUAUUAAAUCUGUGACUGAAUCUUAUAAAAGGUUGGACGAACUUUUUGUUAGGCUUCGACAAGUUAUUAAAAUAAUAAAUUACACAUCUUUCCAAGCGGCGUUAGAACUGAUGUUGGAAGUGAGCUGUACAAAGCCAUGCAUAGUGAGUAGGAGUGUGAUGCAGCUGUUGUUUCUUCCACAGUGCAGCCGAGUGGGAGAUACGAUCCAUUGUCUAGAAGCCAUUAAAGAUGCUGCAAAACUUUUUAUUUCACCGCCCAUACUUAUGCCCAGAUCUCCUUUGCUCAAUAACGCUCAGGCGAAGGAUUACUUGCAGUGUUUCUUUGGCCAUUGUAUUAGACCUUUUAGCAGUCUUGUUCAGCUCUGCGGUCACAAUAGAGCUCGCCAAAGAGACAAACUGGCACACCUUUUAGAAGAUUUUGCAAAUUUACAAGACGAGGCUGAAAGAGUGGAUGCCUUUCUCCAUAACCUGCCGAAUAAGUUUGAGAACUCCAGACCUAAUUUGGCUUGUUUUGGUACAUGGAUUUUGUAUCAUACUAUAAGAAUAAUGAUAAUGUUUCUCCUAUCUGGUUUCGAGCUAGAACUGUACAGUACACACGAGUACCAUUAUAUUUUCUGGUACUUGUAUGAAUUUUUGUACACCUGGUUGAUUUCGUCGUUAUUGAGAGCAGACAGCUUUCUUAUCGAACAGGAGAACCAGAAUGAACAGAAUAAAAACAAACGCAGAAACAAACCAAGGAAUAAGAAGAAACUGAGGCCUUACGUUAGGGAAAUUACAUUGAAUCAAGCCCUUCAUAGUAUGUGCACCGGUUACUACAAGGCGUUGGUUGCCAUGAAGAAAGAAGGCAAAAUCCCUUAUCCCCAUCCUGAAUUUGACAACGAGCGUGUCCGUUACGAGCACAGAUUUGCACCGUUCAUCAACAUCUUGAUCACACCCCCUCCUGUGCAGUACCGUGAGUUUAAAGAAAUAAACAGCCGCCAGGAGGAAACUGAUGUCUUGAAAUUGUACACUCAAGGCUACAGGGCUUUCCAUGAGGCAAAGACUCUCCUAGAAACAGUGCACAAUCCAAACCAAGAAGUCGCGGAUUUAGUGAGAGUCUCCAAAACCAACUUUAUUGUAUUGAAACUUCUUGCCACAGGACAUCAAAUCAGUUCUCCAGUUCCGGAUUUUGAUUUCUCUGUACAUCGACAUUUUCCUAUUAUAAAAAUUUAAAACAAGUCAGUGCCCAUUUAAAUAUUAAACUUUGGUCAUUUUUCCUUA
Messenger RNA from Cimex lectularius (bed bug), 2740 nucleotides. RefSeq names its product N-alpha-acetyltransferase 35, NatC auxiliary subunit (gene Naa35). Gene Ontology annotation, biological process: N-terminal peptidyl-methionine acetylation. Bases 560 to 2692 code for a protein of 710 amino acids. Lineage: Eukaryota; Metazoa; Arthropoda; Insecta; Hemiptera; Cimicidae. Gene Ontology annotation, cellular component: NatC complex. The record is from RefSeq and is a predicted model, not a curated record. The transcript has a single exon.